AUGACUCGCGAUAGCAGCUUUACUAUCCCACGACUUCGAUUGCUGUCUAUCUCUCAUCUCCUGGCCGUUGGAGCUGGAAUUGGCACUCUGGUGUCUGCUCUUGACACGACAACUGUAAAGACCGAUAACGGUGUUGUUAGGGGUUUUACAGGCGCAUCAUUUCCCAGUGUGGCUCAAUUCCUCGGUAUACCUUAUGCCGAACCUCCGGUUGGGAAACGGCGAUGGGCUCCUGCAGUAGCCAAAGGACGAUUCGGAACAUUAGAUGCAUCGCAUCAAGGCCCUGCUUGUCCUCAAGCUGAACCAUCCAACAGUGGCCCAUGGCGCCCUGAGUUUCUGAUCAAGCCUAACAGCACAAGCGAAGACUGUCUGUAUCUGAAUGUUUGGACUCCGUACAAGGCUCGGGCGAGCAACAAGGGAAAGCUUCCGGUGUUGGUUUGGAUCCAUGGUGGAGGUUUCACUGGCGGCGGUGGUAAUAUUGACUACCAAGUGCCCUCACACUGGAUUGCAAGAAGUCAGAAACACAUAGUCGUCAGUCUCAACUAUCGUCUGGGAGUCUUUGGCUUUCCAAAUGCUGCGGGUCUUGACUCCAAGGAACGGAACCUAGGACUUCUAGAUCAACGCCUCGCUGUUGAGUGGGUGCGCGACAACAUCUCACGCUUCGGGGGAGAUCCCAAGAGGAUCAUUCUCUGGGGUCAGAGUGCUGGCGGCGCUUCGGUGGGAUACUAUCAGUAUGCGUAUCCUAAGGACCCAAUCGCGCAUGCAUACAUCCAAGAUUCUGGUGGUGUCUUCUUGCCCAUCAACAAUGCUGAUUUCACACACUCCAACUUUACCUCUAUCGCAAAGGCGUUCAAGUGUGACAAAGACAAUCAGGUCGAUUGCCUCCGGAAGAUACCUUUUAAAGACAUCCAAAAGAAGGUCGAGAAUACAGCGGGAGUGAGCUUUGUCCCUGUCGUGGAUGAGAAAACCAGGUUCUCAGACUACUCGAGCCGACUUCUAUCGUCCAAGAUCCUCAAGCUGCCAUCCAUUAUUGGUACCAACAGAGACGAAUGGAACUUUGGUGGAGAGCCAGCAGAACCUCCAGUCAAACCACCACCUGAACAGGUUCACACAGACAGUACCUUUGGUUGUCCUGCACACUUUGAAACAGCUCUGCGGUCCUCAACUAGCGCCAAGACCUGGCGAUACAUGUACUCAUCAAACUUCACCAACAUCAUGCCCGGAGAUGAGGGUGCUUUCCACUCGGCUGAGCUUCCUUUGAUCUUUGGAACUCACGACAUCGCGCGGAACAAGUCUGGGCCGUUUGAGUACAAGAUCAGUCAUGCGAUGCAGGAUUACUGGUUGGCGUUUAUUCAGGAUCCUUAUACUGGAUUGACAAAGAAAGGAUGGAAACCAACUGCUGGAGGGUACGAUACGUUGCAGACAGGCGUGGAGUUUGGGUAUGACAAUGAGAUUGUCACAAGGAAGUAUUCGUUCAAGUCCUUUCAGGAAGGGUCUCUCAGCCACAAGUCUCAUAUUGUUCUGCACAGCACAAUGGCCAGCAAUUUCAUCGUCCUUGGCGACUCCGAAAUCCGAGAUCUUCUCAUAUCUCUGUCCAAAGAAGAGGUCCUUCGCUUCAAGAAGACUCUAGAAAAUAUCCUUGUUGACUUCUCUGUUAAAGGUGAAGGGAAAUACCAACCAACGCCAGACUUCGUCAAUCGGCCAAAUGGGCAAAAGACUCUCUUCCGCACAUUCACUUCCCCAGACUAUGUAGGCACAAAGAUCGUUGUUACGCCAGCUCCAAUCGAGGACGCAGAUGGCAACACGGUGAAUCGUCCACUUGGAGGGCUUUUGUCUUUGUGCGAUUCAGCGGGUGUGCCGACGGGUGUACUCAAUGCAGCUGAGCCCACGGGGUAUCGAACAACUUUAUCUGCCUUGAUCCCGUGGACUUGGAGAAAGAAUACGGAGAACAUUGUGAUCUUUGGAGCGGGGAAGCAAGGGCUUUGGCAUACUCGUCUGGCAUUAGCUCUGAGAGGUUCCGAGAUCAAAAAGAUCUCCAUUGUCAACAGAUCCGUGGGUCGGGCGAAGGAUUUGGUCAAGACGGUUACAGAAGAAAACCAAAAGUACUGGAAGUCUUCUGCCACUCUGGAUGUUCUGGACCCUGCUCAGUCUGAUUACGAUGCGGCUCUGGCAUCUCUCCUAUCAUCAGCUGACGCAGUGUUCUGCACCGUUGGCUCAACUAGUCCUCUGUUCUCACUCAAGACCAUCCUAGGUGAGGGAACACGAGGCAGAUUACCUUUCGUCGGCGCCAUUGGCUCAUGGCAAGCGGAUAUGAUCGAACUCGAUCCAGAAAUGCUUCGCCAUGCUGCCUCUCGCGACGACUCAUACAGUCCUCGUGGUGCGGAGGGCAGUAUUCUUGUCGACGAUCUGGAAGAAGCAAUGGUCAAGUCAGGAGAAGUGAUACAGAGCGGUCUUAAGGGUGAAAGGCUACUUCAGGUUGGAGAAAUACUGCAUUGGUUUGAUGAGAAGUCUGAAAGGAAGCCGGAAGGAGGUGUUGAGAAGCUGAAGAAGUGGAUUAGUGAAGGCUUCAUCGUGUACAAAGGCAUUGGUGUGAGUGUCACAGAUCUCGCCGCUGGAAACGCCAUCCUGGACCUUGCUAGGAGGAGAAAUGUUGGAACGACUAUCUCUAACUUUUAG
Molecule: messenger RNA, 2673 nt
Organism: Fusarium tjaetaba
Lineage: Eukaryota; Fungi; Ascomycota; Sordariomycetes; Hypocreales; Nectriaceae
Product: esterase
Exons: 6
Coding region: 1-2673 (890 amino acids)
Source: RefSeq, a predicted model, not a curated record